Sphenostylis stenocarpa is the source of this 630-nucleotide messenger RNA. Lineage: Eukaryota; Viridiplantae; Streptophyta; Magnoliopsida; Fabales; Fabaceae. The record is from the annotation of a GenBank genome assembly.
AUGGAAGUGUUAAACCCAGUGGAAGGUAAGACCUUUAGGCUCCCGGUUGGGUACAGGUUCGACCCCACUGAUGAAAUUCUUGCUGGUUACUACCUCAGGAAGAGGAUCAUGGCACAGCCACUUCCUAAUGACCUCAUCCAAGACUGUGAUGUUCACCAGACUGAGCCUUGGGAGCUUCCAGGAGGUGGGAAGUACAUGAAUUGGCAGAGGUUUUUCUUCUAUGAUGUCAGGACCCAUGUGUUUGAAAACUCUGACAAGAGAGAUGCUGGGAAAGGCGAAUGGAGAGCAGUGGAGAAAGAUGAAGAGGUUGAGUUUCCUGGCGAACAAUUCAUAGCAAAGAGGAACAUUCUGGUUUUCUGGAAAGCCAGGGGCAACUCUCUUGCCAAAACCAACUGGGUGAUGCAUGAGUUUCGUCUUGCCCUAAAGUCACAUCCAUCAAUGAUGUCAGCUAUGGCUGUGUGCCGCAUAUUCGAGACAAAGGGCUCAAAGAAGGGAAAGAAGGCAAAAUCUGAAGGGGUGGCCUCUAACAGGAGCAAUGUUGAAGAAGCUAUGGUUGUCACACCCACUGUCAUUGAUUUCAGUGUGGAGGGUGGCAUGGAGGCUGGUCCUCCCGCACCGGGGACCCCCUGA